ACUACGUGGUAGGCGGAAACAGUGGGAAGGGCGGCUGAGAUAUCGCGAUGUUUGGGGCCGCCCGAGAAGCGUCAGGCUUGGGUGAGGAACCUAAGGGGAUUCGGAGGCUGUGUCCUUUCCGCCCGGCGGUAGGGAGACGCUGCGAACUUCGCUGUCAGUCCGCGACUGUUUGUGCGUGACCUUCCUUUGGCCCGCUCGCGCGCGUAUGAAGAGACAGGUCCAGGGAGGGAAGUACUGUGGGCCAAGGUCACACAUCAGCUCAGGAGCACAACGAUGGAUGGGGUCCAGGGCUCCUGAUGUACCAGCUGGGCUUCUGUGCCAGUGUCCUGUGCCUCACGCCCACCCUGCUUCAGAAGAUUUUAAGUCCUGACAGAGCCUUGUGGAGGCCCGUCCUGGCAGGCUCCUGAGAUUCGAAGCCAUUAGACCCCACAUGGAAUCCAGUGCCUCGUGUCCAGCUGCUGCACCCUUGGUGAAGAAACAGUUCCGUGUUCUCGUUGGUGUCACUGGGAGCGUUGCAGCCCUGAAAUUGCCUCUUCUGGUGUCUAGGCUUUUGGACAUUCCUGGCCUGGAAGUAGCAGUGGUCACAACUGAGAGAGCCAAACAUUUCUACAGCCCCCAGGACAUUCCUGUCCCUCUCUACAGCGAUGCUGAUGAAUGGGAGAUGUGGAAGUGCCGAUCCGACCCUGUUCUCCACAUUGACCUGCGGAGGUGGGCCGACCUCAUGCUGGUGGCUCCUCUUGAUGCCAACACCCUGGGGAAGGUGGCCAGUGGCAUAUGUGACAACUUGCUUACCUGUGUCAUCCGAGCCUGGGACUGCCGCAAACCCCUGCUCUUCUGCCCGGCGAUGAACACCGUCAUGUGGGAGCAUCCGAUCACUGCUCAGCAGCUGGGCCAGCUCAAGGCCUUCGGCUAUGUUGAGAUACCUUGUGUGGCCAAGAAGUUGGUGUGUGGAGACCAAGGUCUGGGGGCCAUGGCCGAGGUGGGCACCAUUGUGGACAAAGUGAAAGAAGUCCUCUUCCAGCAUUGUGGCUCUCAGCAGAGUUGAACCCAGGAUUUCUGUCAUGUGUAUCGCUCUGCACUCAGCGUAUUUUCAGGCCAAGUUUAUGAAGAAGGUGGACGUUGGCAUAAUAUGGUGAAGACUCCUGUGUUUACUGGGGGGUCUGGCCUGGCCCUGCUCCAGAGCCUCCCUGGGGCCUGACUGGCCUCAGGUUCAAUGAGACCAAAGGCCCAGGCCCCAACUUCUUUCCAGCUGAGAGAUGCCUGCUUUCCAAGACCCUCCUUACCUUUCCCUGGGAUUGGCACAGCAGGCUACUGUAUGUCCCUGUACUCUGGGAGGGGGACUGAGGGAUGACAGAGAAACUGUGAUUCUCCCUGGUGCCUGGGAGCCGCUUCAGCUCCUUGGUGGGCUGCCCGGGCACCGUGCAGUCAGGGCAGCCUGUGAUUGGCAAGACACUGAGAUUCUCCAUAAACCAUGCGGUGAGAUUGGUGGGGCAAGGGAGUUGCCAACUGGGGAAUAAAGAGUGACCUUUAGGA
Neogale vison (American mink) is the source of this 1533-nucleotide messenger RNA. RefSeq names its product phosphopantothenoylcysteine decarboxylase (gene PPCDC). The transcript is spliced from 7 exons. Gene Ontology annotation, molecular function: phosphopantothenoylcysteine decarboxylase activity; FMN binding. NCBI's taxonomy places the organism in Eukaryota, Metazoa, Chordata, Mammalia, Carnivora, Mustelidae. Gene Ontology annotation, biological process: coenzyme A biosynthetic process. Gene Ontology annotation, cellular component: phosphopantothenoylcysteine decarboxylase complex. Bases 431 to 1045 code for a protein of 204 amino acids. The record is from RefSeq and is a predicted model, not a curated record.